AUGGACGAAAGAGAGCUAAGAAGACUUCUGCAGACGAAAAAUGGAUGUCGUGUGCCAAUUAUGCGGCCUAUACCCGAUGUACAACAGCUGGACAGACUGCCGUUCACACCGCUUCCACCUUAUAAUCGGAUCAAGGACAAACAAGAGAGUUUUCGCAAAAUUCUCGAGAAAAAGGCUACAGAGAGAAAAAUAGAGAUAGCUCGGCCACCCCUGGAGCGACGCGAACGUGAUCGACUGGAGAUUUCACAGUCGCGUCACAUCGCAGUCUUGAGAGACUGCGCUCAGAACAUCAAACCACCGCCUAUGUCCAAAGACUGGGAGAGGAAAAUAUGCAGCCUCGUGCCCUCCAAACUACGUCACACAUUUCCAAUCCUCAUGGAUGAACUCAUUAACGAGAGCAAACAGGAGUGGAACCGCAACCUUCACGACCUGGCGGUUAAAACCAUCAUCAGAGAACAGCCCGGAGUUUCCAGGAUACGAUAUCAGGAACCCUAUUUCAAAUAUAAUGGCAUUACAGAAAAUUACGACAAAAUGCUUAAAUUUCGCAAGAAACUGGUUGACGGGGCACUUAUAUUACAUCCGUUUAUUAGACUCGUGUUAGAAUCCUCGGAAAGGAUUUUCCCCGAUCAUAUCAUUGAUUUAGCAAAAUAUAGAGCGAAAGGUGCAAUUACACUGGAUGAAUUUCAUGCAAAAAUUUUAGAAGAAAUCCGACGCGCUGAUUAUUUGGUUUCCAGCACUUGGUAUGGGAUCCUUGUCCAGUGGCUCAAAAAUCCGAGAUGUCUGCGAGGAAUGCGUCAGAAGAAAAUACCAGAUUUUGUAAGAUGUGCUACCAAAAUGAUAGCAAUGCAGAUUCAGGAACUUAUGCGAAGAUCUAUAGAAGCUAUUAUAGAUGAUCUCAAGGAUCCAGAAUCUGUUCUUAUAUUGAAUUUAGAUCUUGAUUUCGACGGCGAAUUUAUCUACGAUCCAUCACUCAAAUCAGUUUAUGAAGUGUUUCAUAAUAUUGCUGAUGCAAUAUGUCAUAUGUCGCAAAGACUAAUGCCUAUAGAACAGUACCUUAGAAUACCAUAUAACUUUGACGCUUUGCCGGUACAAUAUAACGCUUGGCUAUACAGAGAUAGCCAUGAAAGAUUACAAAAGCAAUUAGAUGUGGUGUUCGAGCCACUACUUCUUUAUUUAGAUAAGUUACGAAAAGAAUACAGUAUGCUUUAUGGUGCUCCGGCAAAGGAAGCGCUGCUCAAGUUCAUUGAAGCGGAAGAAAAAUUUGAAAUUUGUCGAGAUAAAAUAAAAUAUUUUCAAGGAAUAGAUUCCGAGAUCACUGCUAUUAUUGAAAAUGAAUAUUUUAACUGUGCAACUGUUAAUCAGCUCCGAAUGGUGGAUGGUUUGAAACGGAAAGCACUGGAAUUCGUAAAUGAUCUAAUAGCAGGUAUAAUCAGCGCACACAUUAGAGAAAACGAAAGCAUAUGUGCUGCAUUCGAAGAAAUCAAAGCAACUGCUCUUAAAGAACCAGCAAAUGCUGUAGAAUUAAUAGAACAAGGAGUUUAUAUACUCCAUGCAAAAACAGUAUUAGUUGAAGCAUUGAAAGAAAGGAUCAUGGUCCAAAUUAACAUUAUCUCCAAUUUACUAGAAAUGACUUCACUGACAGAAGAACAUGUCGCGUCAAAUACUCGGACUGUUAACUGGCUCAAAGAUAUAAAGCCAAUAUUUGAAAGAAAUGCAGCAGCUUACGAAUCCCACAAAGCUGACAUGGAAGAAAAUCUACUAGCUAAAAUUGCUUACCUGAACAAUGAAGUUGUAGAAAUGAUACCAUAUUUAGAGCUUUUAGACAGUAUGGAUGAUAUUAACCACACUCUUGAAUAUCUAGAAUAUCUUAGAAAACUUGUACAUCGAUUGGACGAUUGUGAUAAACUUGUAUCUUGGAUAAAUACUGAAGAAGCAACAUUCAAGUUUCCAAUUACAAGCUAUCCUGACCUAGAAGAAUUAAAAGAUUAUAUUAAACCUUUCCAUAGCCUUGUAUUCUUGGUUCAUAGAUGGAAACGUAGCUAUUAUACAUGGAUGGAUGGCCCUUUUGAAUAUAUGGAUCACAAUCAGAUAGAACAAGAUCAUGACUUUUAUUAUAAAGAGUUUCUAAAGAUCUCAAAAAAUUAUAGAAACAGAAUAAAACAACAAAUUGCUGAAGGCGUGGAGAAACGUUUCCAAGGAAUGGUGGAUGAUCUUGAUGUCAAUAAUCUUCCAGCGCCAAUGAAAUUAUGUGCACAAGCAGUUGCUGAAACAAAGGAAUGGAGACCUAAUGUACAGAUGGCCCACAUAAUGUGCAAUCCAGCGUUGGUACAAAGACAUUGGGAUGAAAUGUCUACCAUUGCCGGAUUCGAUUUGACUCCAACAGCAGGUACAACGUUGCGAAAGAUAAUAAACUUUAAUCUAUGGGAAGAUAUCGAUCAAUACGAAAUUAUAAGUGUAGCAGCGACAAAAGAACUUGCCCUUAUAACCAAUCUAAACAAAAUGAUGGCGGAAUGGACUGAUAUAUGCUUUAAGACCAAUCCAUAUAAAGAUACAGGGAUAAAUAUACUCACCGCGCUUGACGACAUUCAAUGUGUUUUAGACGAUCAUAUCGUCAAAACGGUGGGAAUGCGAGGUUCAGCAUUUGUCAAGCCUUUCGAAACUCAAGUAAAAUCUUGGUAUGAAAAAAUUGUAAGAACUAAUCUGACCAUAGACGAAUGGGGUAAAGUACAAAGUCAGUGGUUGUACUUGUUACCUAUAUUUUCUUCAAAAGACAUAGUUGCUCAAAUGCCUGAAGAAGGAGUGAUGUUCACUGAAGUAAACAACACAUAUCGCAGGUACAUGAGUUGUGUGGAAAAAGAUCCACAUGCGCUUGAGCUAGCUGGAGCACACGGCGUAUUGGAAGCAUUUAAAGUUGCAACAGCAUUACUCGAAAAAAUUAACGAUGGCGUGAACAACUAUCUAGAAAAGAAACGACUGUAUUUCCCAAGAUUCUUCUUUCUGUCUAACGACGAAAUGUUGGAAAUAUUAUCGGAGACGAAAAAUCCUCUUAAAGUCCAACCUCAUUUAAAGAAAUGUUUCGAAGGGAUUCAUAAAUUGGUAUUUGACGAAGAAUUUAAUAUAUCUGCUAUGAUCUCUAUGGAAACCGAACAGGUGGAGUUCCUCGAGAUAAUCAGUGUUCAAGCAGCUAGGGGAUCUGUGGAAAAGUGGUUAGUGCAAGUCGAAGACCAAAUGCUAAAAGCUGUAAGAUCAGAAACGGAAUUAUCUUAUUACGACUACCCAAACAUGACUCGUGUAGACUGGAUACUUUCAUGGGAAGGAAUGGUCGUGUUAGCUAUAUCUCAAAUUUAUUGGGCUGUUGACGUUCACGAAGCUCUACAAACACAUAAAUUAAGCGAGCUAGAAGCAUUUCAUGACUCUUUGACCAAACAGCUUAAUGAAACUGUAGCUGUAAUUCGACGUACCGAUUUGACUAAAUUAAGCAGUAUUACAAUAAAAGCCCUUAUUGUAAUCGAUGUACACGCCAAAGACGUCAUAUUUGAAUUAGUUGGUAAAAAUGUUACUGAAGUUACAGAUUUCCAAUGGCUAGCACAACUUCGUUAUUACUGGGAAGAUGAGAAAGUUGGUGUGAAGAUUAUAAAUGCCGUUGUGGCAUAUGCAUACGAAUACUUAGGUAACACUGAUCGAUUGGUUAUAACACCAUUAACUGAUCGAUGUUACCGAACGUUAAUAGGUGCGUACUAUCUUCAUUUAAAUGGCGCUCCUGAAGGCCCUGCGGGGACGGGAAAAACAGAAACUACAAAAGACUUGGCAAAGGCAUUAGCCGUUCAAUGUGUUGUAUUUAAUUGUUCUGAUGGAUUGGAUUACAAAGCAAUGGGUAAAUUUUUCAAAGGUUUGGCUUCUUGUGGUGCUUGGGCGUGUUUUGAUGAGUUCAAUAGAAUAGAUGUUGAAGUGCUCUCUGUCAUAGCGCAACAAAUUCUGUGCAUAGUUCAAGCAGUUAGACAAAAGUUAGAAACCUUUGAUUUUGAAGGCACGACACUUACUUUAAAUCCAGCUUGCUAUGUCUGCAUCACCAUGAAUCCGGGCUACGCGGGUCGUUCUGAGUUACCUGAUAAUCUAAAAGUACUAUUUCGUACAGUUGCAAUGAUGGUUCCAGAUUAUGCAAUGAUAGGCGAAAUUUCUUUGUAUUCUUUUGGCUUUGUUGAUGCCAGAAGUUUAUCUGUAAAAAUAGUCACAACUUAUAGAUUAUGUUCUGAACAAUUAUCCUCACAAAAUCAUUAUGACUAUGGAAUGCGAGCUGUCAAGACUGUUUUGUCGGCUGCUGGUAAUUUGAAAAGAGCAUUUCCUAAUGAAAGUGAAUCUAUUCUACUUCUUCGAUCCAUUACAGACGUUAACUUACCAAAAUUCUUGUCUUGCGAUGUACCUCUAUUUGAAGGCAUAAUAUCUGAUUUAUUCCCUGGAAUCACACUACCAAAACCAGAUUACGUAAACUUUUUAGACGCAUGCAAUACUACCUGUGAAAGAAACAAUUUACAACCAAUGGAUUGCUUCCUUCUCAAAGUAAUACAAAUAUUUGAAAUGAUGAUUGUGAGACAUGGAUUCAUGAUAGUUGGCGAUCCUUUUUCUGGCAAAUCAAUGACCUUGAAAAUACUAUCCGAAUCGCUAACAUUGAUGUACGAAAGAGAUCAACCUGGCGGAGCGGAAUGUACUUAUAAAGUGUUAAAUCCUAAAGCAGUCACCAUGGGUCAGCUCUACGGAGCUUUUGAUCCAAUUUCCUAUGAAUGGACGGAUGGUAUAGUAGCCACUAUGUUCAGAGACUUUGCUUCAGAUGAUACUCCCGUUAAAAAAUGGAUAGUAUUUGACGGUCCUGUAGAUGCAGUGUGGAUUGAAAAUAUGAAUACUGUUUUAGAUGAUAAUAAAAAACUGUGUUUAACAUCGGGUGAAGUGAUGGCUAUGUCUAAUGUUAUGUCCAUGAUAUUCGAGGUUAUGGACUUAUCUCAGGCCUCUCCUGCCACUGUAUCUAGAUGUGGCAUGAUAUACAUGGAAUCAGUUUCGCUAGGAUUUAGACCGUUUUAUCAAUCAUGGUUGAACACACUGAAUCCUAUAUGGUAUGAAGAAAAUGAAGAAUUCAUUUAUUCUAUGUGUGAUUGGUUAUUUGAUCCAUUAGUGUAUUAUGUGAAGAAGGAAUGUACUCAAUUAGUGACUGGCGGAGACGUAAAUUUAGUCGUAAGCACGCUUCGGCUCGUAGUAAUGUUUAUGGAUAAUGCGAUCAAGGGUGAAGAAGAUACAAGACACACAAGAACCUGGUUUAUCGCUUCAUUCAUGAGUGCCUUAGUUUGGGGUAUUGGCGGAAUACUUGACACUGAUUCUCGAGAAAAGUAUGAUUUGUUGAUAAAAGAAUAUUUUAAGGGAGAAAAGGGUUUGCCUCCUAACAUAGAUCGCCUUGAUGUCUCGGUUCCAUCUGAUGGGAUGCUUAUUGACCAUUUUUACAUGUAUAAAGGUAAAGGUUGUUGGAAACCAUGGAUGGAAACUGUAAAAAAUGUAGUUGUGAAAGAACAAAUAAAUUUACUCCAAUCUGUUAUACCCACCCUGGAAACAGAAAAAUACUAUGCGCUAUUGGAUUUGCAUACAAAAUUCAUGCAGCCUUUACUCUUGAUUGGACCAACGGGCACAGGAAAAAGUUUUAUCGUGCAAAACUUUUUGAUGAAUCGUAUUUCUAUAGAUCUGUACACACCAGGAUUUAUAACGUUUACAACUACAACUUCCGCCAACCAAACUCAAGAGUUAGUUAUUUCAAAACUAUACAAAAGAAGAAAAAAUAAUUAUGGGCCAUCGAAAGGAAAAAAGGCUAUAAUAUUUAUUGAUGAUAUGAAUAUGCCUGCUAAAGAAACGUAUGGUGCUCAACCUGCAAUAGAAUUACUAAGAUUGUAUUUCGAUCAAAAACAUUGGUAUGAUUUAAAAACGACUGAUAAAUUAUAUAUACAUGACACAUUUUUCUACGGUGCAAUUGGACCUGUUGGUGGUAGUCGACAACUUAUUUACCCAAGAAUGCUGAGACAUUUUAAUAUCUACUCAAUAAAUGUAUUUUCUAAAGAAAGUAUGACUAAAAUUUUCAUGACUUUGUUACAAUUAGGCUGGAAGAGAAAUGGAUUUGGUCAGGAUGUACAGCCGUUUAUUAUUAACAUCAUAGCAGCUACGAUGGAUAUAUAUGAUAAUGCUACAGAAGGACUGAGACCAACUCCUGCAAAGUCGCAUUACACUUUUAACUUGAGAGAUUUUUCAAGAGUCAUUCAAGGAUGUGCGCUGUUACGAAAGGAAUCUGCCGAUAAUAAAAAGACUUUCGUAAAAGUUUGGGUCCACGAAAUCAUGCGUGUUUUCUAUGAUAGACUCGUGGAUGAUGACGAUCGUGCUUGGUUUUUUGAAGUGUUGAAAAAGUCAACAAAGGAUUUCAUGAAAGACACCUUUGAAAAUGCUUUAGAUAUUUAUCAAAAUGAUAGAGGGGAUGUGACUCGUGAUACUAUUAAAUCUAUGAUGUUUGGUUGUUACCUAGACACAGAUAGUUUAGAAGGUGAACGACGGUAUGAAGAAAUGCCAUCAAAGGAAGCCGUAUUGAACGUGGCACUCGCAAUGCUGACCGAAUAUAAUGCAAUGCAUAAAGCAAAAAUGACCAUUGUACUAUUUGACUACGCGUUGGAACACUUGUCAAAGAUUUGUCGGCUUUUAUGCAUGCCUUCAGGAAAUGCUUUACUGGUAGGUGUUGGUGGUUCUGGAAGACAGUCACUUACACGUUUAGCUAGCACUGUUUUAGGCCAGCAAAUAUUUCAGCCUGAGAUAACGAAAACUUACAGUGUUAAGGAUUGGCAUGAUGAUAUCAAACUAGUUCUUCGUGAAUCUGGUGGCCUGAAUAAAGAUACAACCUUCUUAUUCACUGAAAGUCAGAUUAAAGAAGAAGUCUUUAUACAAAACUUAGACAGUUUGCUUAACUCGGGUGAGGUUCCAAAUUUAUAUGGCCUGGACGAAAAACAAGAAAUUCUCGAAUUGGUUCGUUUAGGGGCACAAGGUGGUAACAGAAAUCUUGAUAUAAGCCCUUUGCAGAUUUUAGCCUUUUUUGUGGGUCGUUGCAAAGCAAAAUUGCACAUUGUAUUGUGUUUUAGUCCAAUAGGAAGUUCCUUUAGAACAAGGUUACGACUUUAUCCAUCGUUGGUAAACUGUUGUACCAUUGAUUGGUACGAUAACUGGCCCGAAGAUGCAUUAGAAAUGGUUGCUCAUUAUUAUAUGGUAAAAGUCAAUGUACCUGAUAAAGUAAAAGCAUCUGCCGUAAUUGCUUGUAAACAAUUUCAUGUAGAUGCCCGAGUUAUAUCUCUAGAAUUCUAUAAUACACUUGGUAGAAAAACAUAUAUUACAUCAGCAUCUUAUUUAGACCUAAUAAAAUCAUUCACCUCGUUAACUAAUAAAAAACAGAGAGAACUAAGGGCUGCCAAAAUGAGAUAUACUAAUGGUUUAGACAAACUAGGUCAAGCAGCUGAUGCAGUAGCAAUUAUGCAACGCGAUUUGAACGCAUUGAAGCCUCAGCUUAUGAUCAUGGCUGCAAAAUCAGCUAAAAUGAUGGAGGAAAUAGAAAAGGAAACUGCAAUUGCUGACAAAGCAGCCGCUCAAGUGAGGGAGGAUCAAAAAGUUGCGAACGUUCAAGCAGCAGCUGCACAAGAACUCAAAAAAGACUGUGAAGCUGAUUUAGCUCUAGCAUUGCCAAUCUUAGAAGAUGCUAUUGCAGCUUUAAAUACUUUAAAACCAGCUGACAUAACUAUUGUGAAGUCUAUGAAAAAUCCUCCAAGUACAGUGAAAUUAGUCAUGGCUGCAGUAUGUGUGAUAAAAGGUAUCCCGCCUGAUAAAAUACCCGACCCAGCCAAUCCUGGCAAAAAAAUUUUAGAUUAUUGGGGUCCUAGUAAAAGAAUAUUAGGAGAUAUGAGCUUUUUGGAAUCGCUAAAAAACUUUGACAAGGAUAAUAUCCCCAUUGCCGUUAUGCAAAAAAUUCGGAAAGAGUACCUUUGUCAUAAAGAUUUUAAGCCUCAUAUUAUUGCUAAAGCUUCAGCGGCCGCUGAGGGACUAUGUAAGUGGAUUAUUGCUAUGGAUAUGUACGAUGCCGUUGCUAAAGUCGUAGCCCCCAAGAAAGCAAAAUUAGAAGCUGCGGAAAAAGAAUUUGCGGAAACAAUGGCCAUUUUAGAAGAAAAGAAAGCUCUAGUAGCAAGAUUAGAAGCUAGGUUGGCCGAAUUAAACGAAGCUUUAGAAGAGGCCAAUCUUAAAAAGAAAGCCCUAGAAGACGAAGUGCAACUGUGUAUUGAUAAAUUGGCUAGAGCUGAAAAGUUGCUCGGUGGCUUAGGAGGUGAAAGAGUGCGGUGGACAACCGCUGCAGAAAAUUUACAGAUUUUGUUUGAUCACUUAGCAGGAGACAUUCUAGUGUCGUGUGCGAUAAUGGCUUAUUUGGCUCCAUAUACAUUACCUGUCAGAACUAAAAUGAUUGAUCAGUGGCGGGAAUUAGUAAUAAAAUUAAAUAUGCCACACUCCGAACACUUUGUAUUCAAAGACGUUUUAGGUACCGAUAUAAAGAUACAAAAUUGGUGCAUUGCUGGCCUACCACGAGAUUCGUUUUCCGUCGAUAAUGGUGUGAUACAAGAUAAUUCAAUGAGAUGGUCUUUGAUGAUUGAUCCGCAAGGCCAAGCAAAUAAAUGGAUAAAAACUAUGGAAAAGGCUAAUGAUUUACAAGUAUUGAAAUUUUCAGAUGGCAAUUACAUGAAAGUUAUUGAGACUUGUUUAGAAUACGGUAAACCUGCACUUAUAGAGUGCAUUCUCGAGGACGUGGAAGCGCCAUUAGACCCGGUUCUUUUAAAAAAUACAUACACUCAAUAUGGUAAAGAAUUUAUUGCUCUCGGAGACAAUGUUAUAGAAUACCACCCAAACUUCAGGCUAUACAUGACAACUAAAUUAAGGAACCCACAUUAUUUGCCGGAAGUUUUUAACAAAGUCACCUUAAUCAACUUUGCUUUAACUAAAGAUGGAUUAGAAGAUCAACUUCUAGGCAUAGUAGUAGCAAAAGAAAGGCCAGAUUUACAAGAAAAAAGAGAAAAAUUGAUAGUUCAAAGUGCUGGUAAUCGAGCCGCAUUGAAGCAAGUAGAAGAUGAUAUCCUACGCACCUUACAAGAAACGAAAGGCGAUAUAUUGGAAGAUGAAACUGCUGUUGAAGUUCUGGACUCGUCAAAACUUUUAGCUGUAGAUAUUAUGAAGAAACAAGAAGCAAGUGUGGAAACCGAGGUGAUAAUAGAAAAAUUCCGGCUUGGUUAUAGACCCAUUGCUUCUCAUUCCGCUGUAUUGUAUUACUGUGUCACGGAAUUGCCUAACGUUGAUCCGAUGUAUCAAUACUCCCUGGUUUGGUUUAUUAAUCUUUACAUAAUUUCAAUCGAAAACGCUAAUAAAUCUAAAGAUUUAGAUAAAAGGUUGAAGUUUUUAAAAGAAACCUUCACCUAUAACUUAUACAGUAACGUUUGUAGAUCACUCUUUGACAAGGACAAGUUAAUGUUUUCAUACGUUAUGUGUUCUAAAAUGAUGCUUGCUUCGGGGGAAAUGAAUUUAGAGGAACACGUUUUCCUUAUAACUGGUGGUAUAGCUAUCGAAAACACGAAGCGGAAACCCGUUGAAUGGUUACCAGAUAAAAGUUGGGAUGAAGUUUGCCGCAUAAGUGAUUUACACAGCUUUGCGGGUUUUCAAGAAGAUUUUGUGAGAAACAUUACCAAGUGGCAAGAAGUUUAUGACGACAUGGAACCACAUAAUAAAAGCCUUCCUGGAGUGUGGGAUACUAAGUUGACUCAAUUUCAAAAAUUGUUAAUUGUCCGAAUUUUAAGACCUGACAAAUUAACAAUUGCAAUUUCAGAUUUUGUAGAAAGGCAAAUGGGACGUAAAUAUAUAACACCGCCGCCUUUCGAUAUCGGCAAAUCUUUUGGAGAUUCAAAUUGUCUCGCACCUUUAAUAUUCAUAUUGUCUCCAGGCUCAGAUCCAAUGGGAGCAUUGAUAAAAUAUUGUGAGAGAAUGGGAUAUUCACAUAGAUUCAACUCUAUAUCGUUGGGACAAGGACAAGGGCCGAUUGCGCGAGCAAUGAUUGAAAAAGCACAGCUUGAAGGGGGCUGGGUAUGUUUGCAAAAUUGUCAUUUAGCGGUAUCAUGGCUUCCAGCUCUUGAAAAACUCAUCGAAGGUUUUGAUUUAACUAACACCGAUUUAAGCUUUAGAUUGUGGCUGACUAGCUAUCCGUCUGACAUGUUUCCACAAGCCGUUUUACAAGUUGCAGUUAAAAUGACAAAUGAACCACCUACAGGAUUACAACACAACUUAAACCGUUCGUAUAUUUCAGAGCCUGUAAAAGAAACCGAAUUUUUCGAAGGCUGCCCAGGCAAGGAUAAAACAUUUAGUAAGCUUUUAUAUGGCAUUAGCUUUUUUCAUGCUGUAGUACAAGAAAGAAAAAAGUUUGGUCCAUUAGGAUGGAAUAUUCAAUACGGGUUUAAUGACUCUGAUUUUCAAAUAUCAGUGAUGCAGUUACAGAUGUUUUUAAACCAAUAUGAAGAAAUUCAGUACGUAGCUAUUAAAUACUUGACCGGUGAAUGCAAUUACGGCGGUAGAGUGACUGAUGAUUGGGAUCGCCGUUUAAUUGUUACAAUAUUAGACAACUACGUUAACGCUAAUGUCGUUAAUGAUCCAAAUUACACAUUUUGUGAUAUUGGCCCCCAAUAUGGUUUGCCACGAAGGUGUGAAUAUCAAGAUUACUUGAAGCAUAUUGAAACUGUUCCAGUUAAUCCGCCCCCCGAAGUGUUUGGACUGCAUAUGAACGCAGGAAUAACACGUGAUUAUACAACUUCCAUGGAACUAACUCAAGCUUUGGUUCUUGUUGAAGGAGGUGGCGGCGGCGGUGAGGGAGGAAAUACUGAAGCAAUUCUUGUUCACAUGGCCGCUGAAAUUCUUUCCAAGCUACCAGGCAAGUUUGACUUGGAAACCGCACAAAAGAAAUACCCCGUUGAUUAUAGUGAAUCGAUGAAUACAGUGUUAAUUCAAGAGAUGGAACGGUUUAACAAAUUGUUGAAUGAGAUAAAGACAUCUUUAAUGGAUUUGCAAAAAGCUGUAAAAGGUCUUAUCGUGAUGUCUUUAUCAUUGGAUUUGCAAUCUAAUGCUAUGUUACUGGGAAGAAUUCCAGAUAAUUGGCGAAAAGUCUCAUAUCCUAGUUUGAAACCACUGCCUAGCUAUGUUACAGAUUUCGUAGAACGUUUGGAAAUGCUGGAUAACUGGUAUAAAAAUGGGAAACCAUCUACGUUUUGGCUGUCAGGGUUCUUUUUCACUCAGGCCUUUCUGACUGGAUCAGUCCAAAACUACGCUAGGGAAAAGAAGAUUCCUAUUGAUUUACUAAUUUUUGAUUUUGAGGUACGUAGAGUUGAUUAUGAAAAAGUUCCCCCAAAAUCAGGCGUUUAUGUGGAGGGACUCUUCAUGGACGGAGGCCGUUGGGAUCGGAAUUUGUAUACAAUUGCGGAACAAUUUCCAAAAAUAUUGAAUGACAAUUUGCCAGUUGUGUGGCUAUUUCCCAAAUUAAAAGGUGAGUUUGAGGAAGGGGAUAGGUACAAAUGCCCAUUAUACAAAACCUUAGAGAGGAAAGGGGUGUUGGCUACAACCGGUCAUUCCUCUAAUUUCGUAUUAGCAUUUUAUUUGCCGUCUGAUAAACCAUCAGCCCAUUGGAUUAAGCGAAGUGUCGCAUUGUUACUUCAGCUCGACAAUUAAAGGGAUAUUUUUCGUAUCGUAUCUAAUAGGCAUUGAUGGUUUUCGACAGAUUUAUACGUAAUUGCAGAUAGCAUGGAAGGCGCGCGGACUAUAUAUGAUUGUGUGAUAUAUUUUAAUAAUUAUUUAACUUAUUAUUUUUGUGGAUAUUGUAUGUAUGUAACUUUACGAACAGACUGUUUCUUAGCCACGACUGAUUGACGAUGGUGACAAACAAUGACUGGAUCUAACAUAUGUACUGCCUUGUGGUACAAUAAAAAUAGUCUGUAGUAAUCCAUCCAGUGUUAUAUAAUCUACAUAAUAUAAUCUUUGUAGUUUCCACUAAAGU
Messenger RNA from Helicoverpa zea (corn earworm), 12127 nucleotides. It is a transcript of the gene Dhc62B, whose product is annotated as dynein axonemal heavy chain 12. Gene Ontology annotation, molecular function: minus-end-directed microtubule motor activity; ATP binding; dynein light intermediate chain binding. The coding region runs from base 1 to 11802 and encodes 3933 amino acids. Lineage: Eukaryota; Metazoa; Arthropoda; Insecta; Lepidoptera; Noctuidae. The transcript is spliced from 2 exons. Gene Ontology annotation, cellular component: dynein complex. The record is from RefSeq and is a predicted model, not a curated record. Gene Ontology annotation, biological process: microtubule-based movement.